ACUCAGCCACUGUUUUAUCAGAGAAGAGAAGGAGAAGUUGUCAGAGGCUGCGUGUCCAUUUCUCUUCACAACACCAACAGGCAUGGUGGCAGACGUGGAGAGGAUCAUUGAGAGCGUCAUCCAAGGAGACCAGGACUCUGUCCAGCUCCUACUGGACAGCUACAAUACCCAGUAUGCAGAGUGCUUUUUUUUCAACACUGAGGUGCAGGAAAGAAAAAAGCAACGACAACUGGAUGAGUUCAGGGAGAACAAAGUGAGGGACUGUGCUCCCAACUCUGAUUCUGACAUUGACUCAGAGGACGAUGAACCUGAACUUCUUCUCCGACAGCGCCUGGCCACAGCCCUGCUGUGCUUCAUCAGUGGUCGGCUACAGCCAGCAGUGUUACGGGUUUGCCUGCACACACUGCGUAUCCUGUCCCGUGACCGGCGGGCCCUCGGGCCCAUGGUCACUGAUAGCGCCCUUUUCACCUUGGCACACCUGGGAGGCAUCAGCUCACUGCAGGCAUGUCCAAAGCAAGAGGAGGAGGAGGAAAUACCUGAGGAUCAGUCGGCCGGAACACACGGAAGAGCAGCAAGUAGCUGUGAGGAGGCUGCGGAUGCUAAAGCGGUAUCUGUUAGCCCUGUGGUUUCAUUUUCUUUCACUCCUGUGGAGGUAGACGGUGCGGACACAACAAAUGGCUCAGUUCAUCACUGCUAUACGUGGAGAGGUGAUGAUGGAGGUCAUGUGGUGCUCGCCCGUGGGAAGAAGGACACCCGGGAAGAGAACAGUGAGGAGGAGGAGAAGGAGGAAGAUGGGGAGGUGUGUAGGAAGGAGGCCGUGAAAGUCUUGUGUAAUGUCAUCUACAACAGUCCCAGGGCACAGGAGAGGGCCAGCGCACUAAGGCUUCUGCACAGUCUCUGGGUGAGUCUGAAGCAGGCGAUCGGCAGCAGGGUGCCGUCCAGUGGCCAGUUUUACAAGCUGAGACUGCUCUUCUUACUGACGGCUCUGAGGCCUGAGCUCAGGCUGCAGCUACAGCAGGAGCGUGGAGUGUCGGUGCUGACCAAAGCCCUCGAGCAGUGCCUGGCAGUGAGGAUGGGUGAAGGAUAUGAGGUGCUUAGUGACAGCGCAACUCCUCCCAUCUCCAAGGAGAUGUCCCAGGAGGUCAUUGAGAUCCUCAAGACGCUCUUCAACAUCGCUCACAGGUUCUACAGGCAGGAGCCAGAUGAGGAGGAGGCAGCUCUAUAUCGUCACCUGGCAGCCGUGCUGCGCCACUGUCUGCUGCUGUCAUGUGACGGAGAAGACACGUUGGAGGAACUCCAAGGACAUACAGUAAACAUCCUGUCAGCACUGCCGCUGACCUGUCUGGACGUCCUGCUGUCUGUUCGUGUGGACCAGGCGUCCCAUAAAUGGGAGGGAGUCAACAUGGACUGUGUCCACACGUUGCUGAUGUUUAUGGACAGACGCCUGAACAAGGGUCUGAGGCUGAAGGAGAAACUCAUACCUGUGCUGAAUCUGCUGACUGAGAGUUCUCGGGUACACAGGGAGACGCGUCACUACUUGCGGCAAAAGAUCUUACCUCCACUGAGGGACGUUGCCAUCCGACCUGAGCAGGACACCAAGCUGAGAGGCGAGCUGGUCCGCCUGAUGACCCACGUCGACACAGACGUGAAGCACUGUGCUGCUGAGCUGCUCUUCGUGCUCUGCAAGGAGAAUGUCAGACGCUUUGUCAAAUAUACGGGUUACGGCAACGCCGCUGGGCUGCUGGCAGCUCGAGGACUGCUGACCGGCAGAAGGAAUUCAGGCGAACGCAAGUAUGCUUCCCACUACUCCAGCAACUCAGACUCAGACACAGAAGAGUACCGGGAGGCCAAAGCCAGGAUUAACCUGGUGACUGGCCGGGUGGAGGCGGAGCAGCCUGACCCGAUGGAGGGCAUGACGGAGGAAGAGAAGGAGCAGGAGGCCCGCAACCUCAUCGGCAUGAUCAACAGACUGUCACGAGACCAGAUCAUUCAGCCGAUGGGGGUGACAGCAGAGGGGAGACUGGCUCCACUCUGGGGUCAGAUGAGGCGCAGCUCACUGGCAGAAGAAGAAGAAGAAGAAGAAGAAGAAGAAGAAGAACAAGAAGAAGAAGAAGAAGAAGAAGAAGAAGAAGAAGAAUCAGAGGAGGAUGUGGAUCUGAUGCCAGAGGGGAGGAAGGACAACCAGAUGGAAUAGAAAGCUGUACACUGGGAACAGUAGACAGGCAGGGAGUGAAAAGCUGUCUUCUUUCACCACUUGUUUGUAGUGUAAUUUAUUUUUCCUGCUAUAUUUAUAGAACAAUAGUGUAUACACUGUUAGUGUGCUGCACCAAAAGUUCAAAAUACUUUGAAUGCAACCAAGCACUGACCUUUUUAUAGAUCAGCCAACGUCUGCAGCCUACUGUAAAAUACAGUAAAAGAAUACAUUUUAUUUAUUAAUUUAUUAAUUUAUGUUUUGAAGAUUAAUGUCAAAGAGAGAGGCGAACCUAUGAGACACGUAUGUGAAGGAGUGGGAGUGGGAAAGGGGGACAGGCUGAGACAGUGAAGAUGAGAAAAAUUGAUUAGUAUUUGAUCAAUGAGCACCUUUGUAAAGUAAUUUAUGUUUGUAUACUGUGUUAAUGAAUGAAUGUGGAUUCACAGAAAAAAAACAUGUUUAAGAAGUUAAAAGCUUGUAGAUUUUUUUUUCUCAUGCAAAAGCAAAUAAA
This is a messenger RNA of Sebastes umbrosus (honeycomb rockfish), 2702 nucleotides long. Its product is annotated as synembryn-A. Bases 83 to 2194 code for a protein of 703 amino acids. The transcript is spliced from 14 exons. NCBI's taxonomy places the organism in Eukaryota, Metazoa, Chordata, Actinopteri, Perciformes, Sebastidae. The record is from RefSeq and is a predicted model, not a curated record. Gene Ontology annotation, cellular component: plasma membrane; cytoplasm. Gene Ontology annotation, molecular function: guanyl-nucleotide exchange factor activity; G-protein alpha-subunit binding. Gene Ontology annotation, biological process: G protein-coupled receptor signaling pathway.